GUAAUUUAAACAGUCGUUUUCUAUCACCACAAACUAUCUUAUUAUAAAGUGAAAGGUGUUUAAAUAAUAUCUAUUAUAGUGUGCUGCAUUUAGAUUUAAGUAAUGGAUAGCUUUUACUUAGAUUGAUAUAGGAUUUUGACAGCAUUGGAUAUUUUAUAUACCUUUACUGAUAGAUGGUUAUUGCUGAAAAAAGACGAAAAACACCAGCAAAUCUUUCAUCAGAAGAAACAGCUUUCAAACUGAAAAAAGGCAGGACAGACUCAUCCUCCAAGCGUAGGAUUGCAUUGCAUAAAUAUCCUCCAAGCGUAGGAUUGCAUUGCAAAAUUAACUUGUACCAAUUAAACUGACAAAUCAACUGGUCUUUAAAAAAAGUCUUAAUCAUUUUCUUAUAAUUGACCUUGCAAGUGGGGCACUGGAAUUUGUGACGUCAGAGAAUAUCAUGUUUAAAGUUCAUGAACAAAUAUAAUUAUAACUGAACAUUUAACCAUUUAAAAGGAUUUCAAUAGAUCGAUUGAACCAACCAUUUUUCAUAUAUAUUUACCUUUACAUAUUGUUACAAAAGAAGGACAUUUAAUGAGACUUUUGACAAAUUUACACAUGCGCAAUGAAGUCUGAUAAAAGAUUUGCAGACCCUUUACAAUCAGUUUCAAAUAAAACGUUCAACAGCCAACAUCAAAAUCAAAAUGGUCUUAACAUAAAACGCUAUCGAUCAGCUAAUACUGGGAUAAGAAGAGCAAGUGCCAUUUCAUAUGAUAUAGGAACUAUUCAAGAGGAAUGCUUAAAUACAAAACCUUAUGAUAGUUUCCGAAGAAUGAGCGCUCCUGAAUUACCACCUAUUUUAGAUUCAAGGAAAUAUUCUAACACUCAAAUCAACAUGGGCAACGGUACUGAAUAUUUCAGAACUCGAAGUAAUAAAAUGAGUAACAAUAGUGACUCUUCGCAGAAAGGUGUUCAUAUAAGACGUUCCCCUCUUAGUGCUGGGUCGUCUUCUUCGUCAGCAAGGAAUUCAGCAAAUGCUUCACGGAAAUUAUAUAUUACCACAACUCCGGAACAGACAACGACUACAAUUCCGGAGGGAAUUAAAUUGGAUGCUAUUAAACAGAAAAAUGGAAUUUCCGUUGGAACACCACGUUCGGUAGUAACGAAUGGUUUUCGGACUACUCGAUUGCCUUCUAAAGAUAUGUCAACAUCUAGUGGCAAUAACAACUCUAAAUCUGGAGGACAAAAUAAAUUCUAUCAUUGUGCAAGUGAACCAAGAAUUCAACCAAUUGAAAAUUUUAUGGGAAGUAAAGGAGGAAAACCAACGAUGAAAAGAAAUUAUUCAGACAAUAAACUCACACAAAAUAAAAAGUUAAUUUCUAUAGAGAAAACACAAAACUUAACUCAGAAUAAUAACAAGUACAAUUCCGGAAAUGUGAACGGUAUGAGGCGGUACUCGUCAACGGUUCAGUUAAAUAGUAUAGUGAGAAAUAAACAAGAAAAUCAAGACGAUGAAGAUGACGAUGAUACGGACUCAGAAUCUGGAAAAGACCAGAUGAUCAUCGAAUGGCUGAUUGGGGUAGAAAAAGAGGAUGUCGAAAUUCCUCCAGAUCCUUUAAUAGAGUACGCCGAAACACCGGUGCAAACUGACACAGCUAUUCAUAUUGUAUAUUCGGAAUCAUAGCCAUUCGGAAGUGUGUUCUUUUAUUAUAUACAGUGUAAGUUUGACGCAUUUAUCACGUUAUUUAUUGUACUUUUGUUAUCGUUUCUUGUUGUGCUGGCAUCGCAACAGAUUGGACAGACAUAUAUAUAUAUAUAUUUACAUGCUUUUCUGUGAUAUGAACGUAUGGUGAGCGAAUGGGUAAAUAGUAAAACAAGUUUGUUCAUUAACUUUUGGCAUGAUGAACCCUAAUUUUAAUUUUAAAGGCAUGUACAAAUGUCGUAAAAAUGUGAAAUUUUAAACAUGUUAUAAUUGUAUUUUUUUCUAUUCUUAAAUAUUGAAAUAACACGUUUUUGAACAUAAACUACUAAGAAAAUUUGAAUCUAUGAAAUCACAUGCCUCUGACAACAUUCAACUUCUUUUUGUCACUACUUCAACAGUCUGACGAUUUAUAUUAACAUAUCGAUAUAUAUUAGAUAGUAAAUAAACCUUAUGAAUAAAUCUUUAUGACUAUUCAUAUUUUUCAAAUACCGUUUCUGACCCAUUUCGCACAGAUGUAUUAAAAUCUUCCAAUUUUAAUAACUAUCCUUUUAAAUCGAUAAAGUAUACAUAUAUUGUAUUUGAUAAAUCUUUUCGGUAGUUGGUCCUAUUUUCAAAGAAGAAAAAGUCCAAACCUUCUGUUUAGAUGUUUAAAUAACGGUAAAUUAUGAACGGGUAUAAUUUUGCUUUAUCAUAUAAGGUUUCUAUACGAAAGGGAUUGUUUGUCAACAUUUGAUUUAAAGAAAUACCAACACCCGAUUUUUACAACCGGCAUUUUACGACAUUAAUUGUUCAUCAAUGUUUAUGGCAUUUUAUUCUGUAUGUCGUCUGACAUCACCUUGAAAACUGUUCUGCUUUUACGACAACCGUUGCUGGGAAAACUGAAAAUCGAUAAAAAUAACAUGAAGUUUUCUCAAGCUGCUAAUUUGAUGAAUUUAAUUGCUAUUGAUUCAUUUGUAAGUUCCUUUAUUUAUAUUCUCAUAGAACUUUUUUAAAAUAUUAGUAACUUUCGACAGUUAGAUGAUACUCUUAGAUUAUUUUGAUUUAAAGACUUAAAAUUCGAGAUCUAUCUUUAUUUAAAAAUAGAUAAAUUUAUCUUUAUUUGUUGGAAUUAUAAAUCCCAGUAAUAGAAACACAGAUUUUUCACUAUAACACCCACGUUAAAUUCCCCAUGGAAUUAUGUUUUAAAUGUGGACACAAUUAUCAUAUACUGUCCAUUUGAUCUCUACCUAUUUGAACAAUACUGCGAUUAAAAUUAACAAUAUUUAUUUAAAUAAUGGGAUACGAGAUUCGAAUGUCCCCCACAAUGCAACAAAAAUUUAAAAUCUCUUAAAUAAUCCAUCAUCGGUUUAUAUGAUCAGAGGAACGGAUGAUUUGGACAUUGUAGGUAGAAUAAAAACUUUUAGAUUUUAAUUUGAUAUCAUUGUUGUACAAUCAUCUUUGGAAAUCAUGAAAUUAUUAAGGAUAAAGACUUGUUAUUGUCGUCCGAAUGGUUUUAUGAAACAAAAAGGGGGAUAUUUUCUUUGGUGAAAAUUAUCGUAUGCAAAUUCAACCUUUGUCCUUUCAUUUUAAGUUCAUACGAAAUAAAAAAAAAAAUUAAGCAUAAAAUAUGAUAUACUACAAUGUAAACUGUGAUUAAAAUUGUGUUUUAGAAAUCAAAGAGAAAAAGAAAGCCCGCGAUCUUAACGUUUAUACUUUAUUCACAUGGAUUUUAUUAGAUUCCCACAAUUUUUGUAAUUAACGCGUGCGACUAAAUAAUUCAAAGGUAACAGCUAUAUUGGUCAUGCAAUUUACUUAAAUAAGAAGUUUAUUUUUAGUUAUUUGCUAUAUACAUCACUUUACCUUAUAAUUAAUUACUAUAAACAUAAAAAAUAACAUAAAUAUUGUAUUUCUAAUAUUCUUAAAAAGAAAACAAUCAUAGCAACCAAAACCUUAAUAAACUGUUGACUUGUACAGUAUGGAAAUCUUUAUUUAACGAACUUUGAUUGGUUUUAUGCAUACAUAUCGAUUAAGCGAAAAUUAUUUUGUUACUUUGAUAAUUGGAUAAUAGCUACUUAAAAUAAAGUACAAAUAAAACUAUUGUACGUGUGAGUGUAUGGAAGUUUUUGUGUCAUGUGACGUGGCCCGAAAAGGGGCGAAAUGAUGUCUUUCAAUAUUUGUUAUACUUUCGUUCAUUUUACUUUCGUAUUCAAUACUUCAUUUUUCAUGUAUUAUGGCAAUAUCAAGCAAUAUCAGACUUUUGAGACUUAUCUUGUAACCUUGAACGUGUGUACCAGGGACCAUAACUCUCUUUAGUUUGUAAGCAAUAUCAAGUUAAUCUACUUCUACUAGUGAGUGUUUUUCUGCUAAACAUAGAUAUUCUUUAAAUUUUUCAGUAGAAUUUUUUUAAUAUAUAUUCGUUUUGAAUUGUAAAGGAAUUUGUUCUCUUUUGAUAAUGUUAUUGGCGUUAUCGCCAGCAAAAGAUUUCAACUUCCGGUUGUCGUUUCUAACGUUACAAGCUGGAAUAAAUUGCCAGUUGAUGAUUCCAAAUGUGCCAAGUUUGAAAUGUUGGGGUUCCAUUAUAUCUGUUUCUUGAAAAUAAUAAGCUCCAAAAAUAAUAAAUAUUUUAUUUUUUCAUUUGAGGAACCCUAACUAAGUGUGUCGGAUCGUAGAAAGUUUCAUACAGAAUUAACAAAUGAAGUACAAGUAUUUGUCUCUUAAACAUUUCGAUUUUUUUCAGUAUGGAGAUAAAUCUUCAUAAUUAGUAUAAUGUAUUCAUUGUUUUAAGAUUGUGUUUGAAUAUUCCUAUAUGGUGCUAUUUUCUCUUAUCUGUGAUUGCAUUGCAUUCUUCGAAAUAAAGGACACGUUUUCCGUUGUCGUUUCGGAUUCCAUGUAACCGCUGUUUCGGAGAAAAGUAAUGCGAAGAAGAGCGAGUUUCCCGACACUUGUAACUUAAUAAUGUUUUGUUAGUUACUUAUGUCGGGAAUCAGGAAAAUGUUUGUUAAUUUUGCAAUUUUUUGUUGUAAACUUAUUUAUAGUUAAAUCAAAAGUUAAAUCAAAAUGUACAUGUAUAUGUGUACCUGUAAACAAGUUUUCACAGGAGUGCAUUUAGGAAGCCAGGUUUGGCAUAGGAGAUACCAUUCACUAUUUAUUUAAUAGAUGUGAAAUUUAUCACUCAAAAUAUAUUUAAGUUCAUUAAUUCAUAACUCCAUGACAAGGGAAUUUUAUUCCAGAAGAUAAUAUUUAUCUAGUCAUUUGAACACAUAAACCCUUAAAGUAGAAGAUACUUGCUAAUUAUAAUAGACAAAAGACGUCAAGAAAAUCGGAACCAAAAUUUCAUACAUUUGUGUAAUUGUUUUUCUUGCAUAUUAAGUUAACGAAUUUCGUAUAUCAUGAAAUAUAUUUUCUUUCCGCUUUCUAAAUAGAUUUUUUUGAAAAUUAGUGCUAUAAUUUUUAGAGUUGAGCUUUGUGAAAGCUUGCACAAAGACUGCUCAAUUGGCCGUUUCAUAAUGUAAAGAAUCAUGGGUAAUUUCAUUGUUCGUACCCCAAAAUGAAAAUGACGUCACGUCAUUGGUUAAAUUACCAUUGUUUAUGACAUUUUUAACUAAUUAGGACAUUUUGGUUUACACUUUUGAAAAUAUUACACAGGAUGCAUCAGAUUUUGAAACGGCUAAUUAAAUCCGUCCUGAGCCUUCUGUUAUUAUAUGAAAACUGAAUAAAAUGUUAAAAACCUUA
Molecule: messenger RNA, 5392 nt
Organism: Mytilus trossulus (common blue mussel)
Lineage: Eukaryota; Metazoa; Mollusca; Bivalvia; Mytilida; Mytilidae
Product: WD repeat-containing protein 48 homolog
Exons: 2
Coding region: 605-1663 (352 amino acids)
Source: RefSeq, a predicted model, not a curated record